This is a messenger RNA of Hypanus sabinus (Atlantic stingray), 2340 nucleotides long. Its product is annotated as interferon-induced protein with tetratricopeptide repeats 1-like. Lineage: Eukaryota; Metazoa; Chordata; Chondrichthyes; Myliobatiformes; Dasyatidae. Gene Ontology annotation, biological process: defense response to virus. Gene Ontology annotation, cellular component: cytosol. The record is from RefSeq and is a predicted model, not a curated record. The transcript is spliced from 5 exons. Gene Ontology annotation, molecular function: protein binding. Bases 1 to 2340 code for a protein of 779 amino acids.
AUGAAUUUGGAGAAGUGGGCAGAUAGGAAACUUAGUGUUAAUGCACAAGACAGCAAGGCUCUUGGUAUUAAAGCAAUUCUGUAUCAGCUGAUUGGGAUCAAGGAUAAAGUGACUGAAUACUUUGAUGAGGCCUUGAAGUUUGAUCCUGACAUUGAGUCUGAGUACUGGUGGCUGUCUGGGGAAAAGCACCACUUCUCUGUACCGAGAUCUGGAGCUAUGCUCAGGCUGCUGGCAAAAAAACGAAAGUCUGCAAUAGUGGGAGAGCUCAACGUCUGCAACACACCGGGAGAUUUAUUGAAAGAGAAGCUCGAUCAGCUGCAGUGUCACUUCACAUGGAGGCCACAGAAGGAAACUAUUGACUUGGACGAUAUGAGGUUGAAACUCCAAAAUUCUCUUAGAUUUAGUGUAAAACAUAAAGCUCAAUUCUACAACCAUCUUGCUUUUAUAAACUGUCUGCAAGGUCAUUUUGAAGAAGCCUUUGAAAACUUAAUGGAAGCUGAAAAGUUUCUGAGGGAGGAGUACAAAGAUGAAUUUGAAAGAAGAAGCAUCAUCACCUAUGGAAACUUUGCCUGGGUGCAUUACCACAUGGGACAACUGACCGAGGCCCAGUCCUAUCUCGACAAGCUGGAGAUGAUCUGUAAACCGCUCAGUGAUGGCCCUCGCUAUACAGCAAUGAUACCCGAGGUGUACGGGGAGAAGGGAUGGUCAUUAAUGAGUUCUGGUGCUGAAUACUAUGAGGAGGCAAAGGCAUGCUUUGCAAAGGGUCUGAAGCAAGAUCCUUUCAACUUGGAGUGGAUGACUGGAUUUGCAUCUGCACAGACUCGUCUGACAUCAACGUCUGGAACCCCAGAGAGCCGAGAUCAGAGUCAAUCAUGGGAGAGCUCAACGUCUGGUAAUAAAACCAAGUCCACCAUCAGAGAUUUAUUGAAAGAGAAGCUCGAUCAGCUGCAGUGUCACUUCACAUGGAGGCCACAGAUGGAAACUAUUGACUUGGACAAUCUGAUGUUCAAAUUGCAAUAUUCUCUGACAUUGGGUGUAAAAUAUCAGGCUGCAUCAUACAACCACCUUGCUUUUGUAAACUGUCUGCAGGGUAAUUUUGAAGAAGCCAUUGAAAACUUAAAGGAAGCUGAAAAGAUUCUGAUGGAGAACCACAAAGAUGAAUAUGAAAGAAGAAGCAUCAUCACCUAUGGAAACUUUGCCUGGGUGCAUUACCACAUGGGACAACUGACCGAGGCCCAGUCCUAUCUCGACAAGCUGGAGAUGAUCUGUAAACCGCUCAGUGAUGGCCCUCGCUAUACAGCAAUGAUACCCGAGGUGUACGGGGAGAAGGGAUGGUCAUUGUUGGGUUCUGGUGCUGAAUACUAUGAGGAGGCAAAGGAAUGCCUUGCAAAGGCUCUGGAGCAAGAUCCUGACAACACUGAGUGGAUAAUGGGAUAUGCAACUGCACUAUUUCGGCUGGAAGCAUUUUCUGGAACCCCAGAGAGUCGUGAUCAGAGUCGGUCAGUGAAGUAUUUCCGACGAGUACUGGAACUUGAUCCAGAUGAUGCUGUGGCCAUGGUGCUGUUGGCUCUAAAACUGCAGAGGUUAAGGCAAAAUGUGGAAGCAAAUGAAUUAGUUGAACAAGCAUUGAAAAAAACUUCUGGUCUUCCAUAUGUGCUUCGCUAUGCUGCAAAAUAUUAUAGAAUAAGGGGAUCUGUGGAGAAAGCAAUCGAGCUCUUGAAAAAAGCAUUAGAAUUAACUCCCAACUCUUGUUUCAUACACCACCAACUUGGAUUGUGCUACAGAAGUAAGCUGAAAUACACUCGUUGCAGAUCUCCUCACAAUCCUGUAUUUCAUCAGAAAGCUGAGUUGAUCAACCUGUGCAAGUAUCACUUUGAAAAGUCUUUUGAGCACUGUAGAAGGUCAGCUACUAAACCACAGCUGGACUUUGCACAGAUCUGCAUAACAAGUGGGGAAUAUUCCAGAGCAGAGGAGACUUACCGUAGAUUGGUGGAGUUAGUGGACAUUCGUCCAGAGAAUAUGCAGCGUAUUUGUCUGGAAGCUGGGUUAUUUGAACUGUACCAGAAAAGAUCCGAAACAAAUGCUGUUCGCCUCUUCCUGAAAGGAGUGAAAAUUGAAUAUAACUCAAGAGAACGAGAAAACUGUCGUAUGAAUUUGGAAAAAUGGGCUGAUAGGAAACUUAGAAUAAAUGCACAUGAUAGCAAGGCUCUUGGUAUUAAAGCAAUUCUGUAUCAGCUGAAUGGGAUCAAGGAUAAAGCGACUGAAUACUUCGAGAAGGCCUUGAAGUUUGAUCCUGGCAAUGAGGAAUAUGUGAGUGCUCUUUCUCAAUUACACAUCUGA